AUGGAGAGCCUCCAGCUGGCGCAGAUGCUUGCCGACCUGAGCAGCCUCAAUGCAGCCGAACCCAACGCAGCAGCCGCUCUCGUCACCGCAAACAAAGCCAUCCAGACGGUUGAGAAGACCAACGCCAACCCCGCCGCCCCCGGACUGCCCAGGCGGCCCACCGAUGAACUCCGCCGCGUUCACACGCACAGUUCCCAGACCUCGCGGACAGGUACAGGCACCGCUUCGCCCGCCCGCGUCGACAAGUUUGGCCGUCGCAUCAUGAUGAGCCCGCCCGCCUUGUCGCGCUCCAACUCAGCGCAGGGCUCCAUCCCAGGCACGCCCAAGAGGGACUCAGAUGUACGAAGCACUACCACCACCACUUUACAGCACCAACCACAACCACUUGGAACGGGACAGAGAGCUUACGUGAUGGGUGCUGAACAGGCCGAAGACGAUAUGGACCGCGCGUCGACCCUGAUGGCGCUGUACGAGAUCCGCGCGAAGCUCAAGCAGCAGGACAAUAGCAGCCUCAUGAAGGCCCGAGAGAAGAUCGCCGACCUCGCGGCGCGGCAGCAGCAGCAGCAGACGACGGCGACGCCUGGCAAGAAGGAGCCCGAGAAGAUCACGUCCCGGUUCACAUUCCCGAAAUAA
Molecule: messenger RNA, 633 nt
Organism: Colletotrichum fioriniae
Lineage: Eukaryota; Fungi; Ascomycota; Sordariomycetes; Glomerellales; Glomerellaceae
Source: RefSeq, a predicted model, not a curated record